Messenger RNA from Closterium sp. NIES-65, 1521 nucleotides. The record is from the annotation of a GenBank genome assembly. Lineage: Eukaryota; Viridiplantae; Streptophyta; Zygnematophyceae; Desmidiales; Closteriaceae.
AUGUGCUACAUUAAGUUUAUGUGUGCUGCAGUAGGUUUACAUGAUGCAUUACAGUUCUGCAAGAUCCGGCAGGCGGGCAGUGGCAAGGAGAUGAAGUCGAGUGUUCUGCAAGAUCCGGCAGGCGGGCAGUGGAAGGAGAUGAAGUCGAGUGCGGGCAGCGGCAAGGAGAUGAAGGCGAAAGGGCCCAAGGAGAAGAAGCUUGUACUCACUACAGAGGACCUCGCUGCUGCAUUGAAAGAGGUGGAGAUGUGCGAGAGAGGAGUAGCACAGGAGGGUGGUGUGACAGAGGAGAGAAGAGAAGGAGGAGAGGGAGUAGAUGCUGAGAAAGGGGGGGAGACAGUGGAGAAGCAACAGCAGGAGGAGAGGGAGAAGGGUGCUUCGGCCCUUACCAGCUCUUCCUUCCUCGUGUGCUACACUGGCCUCGCAUGGCUUGCUGAUGCCAUGAAGAUGCUCCUUCCUACUCUCUCUCUCUCUCUCUCUCUCUCUCUCUCUCUCUCUCUCUCUCUCUCUCUCUCUCUCUCUCUCUCUCUCUCUCUCUCUCUCUCUCUCUCUCGAACGGACCUUCGUUUCGGCCCUUAUCAGCUCUUCCUCGUGUGCUAUACUGGCCUUGCAUGGCUCGCUGAUGCCAUGGAGAUGAUUCUGCUCUCCUUCGUGGGACCAGCGGGGAUCGCACAUGUGGCAGCGCGUGACAGGGGCUCCUACGUGUGGGGCCUCGUGGCAGAUGCCUACAGCAGAAGGAGAGGGUUCACCAUGACACCGCUGCCCUCUUCACAAUCAGCCACCUCUCGUCUCUCUUGCUCCCAUGCUCUCAUCUUCUGUCUGUCCAUAUCAGGGGCUCCUACGUGUGGGGCCUCGUGGCAGAUGCGUAUGGAAGGAGGAGGGGGUUCAUGGCCUCUGCUCUCUUCAACUCAAUUGCCUCGUGUUUCUCUGCCUUUCCUUGUCUCUCAUCUUCCUUUUCACUCAUCUUGCAUCCGCAAUGCCAGGGGCUCCUACGUGUGGGGCCUCGUGGCAGAUGCCUAUGGAAGGAGGGGGUUCAUGGCCUCUGCUCUCUCAAGUGAAACACCUCAAUCCAACGGCAUCUCGUCUCUCUUCCUCCCAUGCUCUCAUCUUCUGUCUGUCCAUAUCAGAGGCUCCUAUGUCUGGGGCCUCGUGGCAGAUGCCUACGGAAGGAGGAGGGGGUUCAUGGCCACUGCUCUCUUCACUCUCUUCGCUGGCUUGCUCAGUGCAUGGUCCCCAACCUUCCUCACUCUCCUCGUCUCGCGCUGCCUCGUGGGGUUUGGCAUCGGGGGGGCAUCCGUGGUCUUUUCCCUCUGCUCCGAAUUCCUUCCCUCCCACUGUCGGGGUUUCUGGCUCGUGUUUAUCGAGUUCUUCUGGACGAUUGGGUCGCUAAUAGAGGCGGCGCUUGCUUGGGCAGUCAUGCCGAGCCUACACUGGAGGAUGCUAGUUCUCCUCUCUGCUACGCCCUUUGCGCUCCUGCUGCUGCUCUACCCUUUCCUUCCCGAAUCGCCUCGGUUUCUCCUG